Macaca mulatta (Rhesus monkey) is the source of this 12944-nucleotide messenger RNA. Its product is annotated as KIAA1549 like. NCBI's taxonomy places the organism in Eukaryota, Metazoa, Chordata, Mammalia, Primates, Cercopithecidae. The record is from RefSeq and is a predicted model, not a curated record.
GUCAAUGAGGCGCCGCUCGGAGCUGCGGUAGCACUCGCGGCCCGGGAGCCCCAGCCGGAGCCGGGGCUGGAACCCGAAGCCCAACGAGGCACGAGGAGCGAGGAGCUAGGAGAGCGGGGCGCCGAGGCUGCAGCGGCGGCGGGAGGGAGGGACCCGAGCGCGCCCCGCGGCCGCCACCCCCGUUCCCGGCAGCCUCACCCCCUCGUUCUGCAGGAGCCGGCCCGGGGGAGGGGUCCCCGGGCGGCGCCUGUCCCACCCUCGCCGCCCCAAUCGCGCCGGCGCGCGGCGACAGGCACCGUGGGAACCCUGGCCCGUGCCCGCCGCGGUUCCAUGCGGGCCCGGCCCCUGCGCGGGUGAAGCCGCGGCUCCACGGAGCCCGCCCCGGGCGCGGCAGGACGAGCGAGCCAGUCGCGCCGCUCGGCGCCCCCUCCCUCCGGCGCCCGGGCCGUGGCCGGCGAUGCCCGGUGAGGACCGGGGCGCGGAGGGCUGGGCUUCCCGGCGCGGUGCAGAGCGAGGCAGCGGCCUGGAUGUGUGAAGCGUCCCCAUGGCUCCGCAGGAGGCCAAGCCUCAGGGCUCAAGGGAAGCCAGGCCCGCGACGCGGGGGCGCGGGGGCCGGCCCGUGGCGCGUGGGCUUGGUCGGGCAGGCUGGGGAGCCGCGCGCUGCACGGGCGUGAGGGGCCCCGGGGCCGGCGCGUCCCACGAUGCGCCCCCGCGGCCACCGACGCUGCUGCUGGGACUCCUGCUGCUGGCGGCCCUCCUGGAGCACUGCCAGGCCGACCCGGGAACAGACAAUCUACAGAUGAAUGUCACCCGGACUCCAGAGUCAUUUCCUCCUGGGAAAUUGUUACCAGUUUCACCAACAUGGCCUUUCACAGAAGUCAAGUCUUCCUCAGCAGCAGACAGAAGCAAGACCGUGCUAGGACAGUCCUCUGACAACACAAGCUUGCCACAGUCAGCCCGAACCCCUGCGUCCAAGACACACCACAGAACUAGGGCUCACGUGGACUUCUCUUCUUCCCUUUACCAAGGAAGCGGACAUAGCUCCUCCCUCGAACCUUCCAAGGAUUCUACCGAGUCCCUGGUCCAACCGGGGCCUAAAGGGGGACAAGAAGCAGCCGAUGUGUCAGGUUUGCCUCUCACCAGCAUGCUCCCCUCGUUGUCCACAGUCCCGUCAGGGACGUCCUUCAGUGCUGUCCCCCCAUCCCAGCCAGUAUGGGCAUUGGCUCCCUCCAUUUCAAAGCAUCCCCCAAGGUCAGACAUUCCCCCACUCCUCCCUCCACUUCCAUCCUCUUCAUUGGCUCCUGACUCACCUCAUUCCAUCAUCUCUGAACCAGCAGAGCAGCCUCCCAAAGUGCCGUUAGUUCCCCAAACGCCUCCAGCCGACCCCCCUUCAGGUCAGAACAUAGCUAAUCCCCUAAUCCCAUUUUCUGAUGAAAUGGACCACACUGUAUCCCAAAAUGCUCAGGAUCUCAUAGGCAUCCCUCAUCUAGGUGUUUCUGGAUCCUCAACAAAGUGGCAUUCCGAGCUGUCCCCAACAGAGGGUCCCCAUUCAGCAGGCUCAUCCACACCUGGGUUUUUGAGCCCCAUGGCAGAACUGUCCCAUCCGUCUCCCCCUCCCCCAGCACUUGGAAGUCUUCCUCAGCUUCCAGAUGGAAGCCCCACAUGGUCAGUGUUGGAAGUGGCUUCAGAUCCUGCAUCCACCCAGCAGACCAAAGCUGGGAUGGCUGGAAGAGUGCACAGUGGGGUGCCUUUGCCAACUUUUAAGAAUACAGACACAGCGACCCAUGAGGCUGAGCCUCCACUUUUCCAGACUGCAGAAUCAGGGGCCGUAGAAAUGAACAGCAGAAAGCUAGCCCCUGACACUGCAAACGACUCUGCUAACCCGCUGCAUUUGUCAGCAGCUCCAGAGAAUUCCAGAGGGCCCGCCCUUUCGGCAGAACACACCUCUUCUUCUUUGGUGCCUUCUCCUCUGCAUGUCACUGCACUGGGUCGAGAGCAAGCCAUCCGUUCUGAGGCGGUUCCCACAUCACCAUCAACUGGGACAAUCGACUUUCCCUCCGUACUUACUUUCCUCCAGACCACAGAGAAUCAUGCCUCCCCAUCUCCCGUGCUAGAAAUGCCCACUCUUCCAGCAGAGGGCAGUCAUGGGUCCCCUCCUGCACCUAGAGACUUGCUCCUCUCAGGCAGAGUUCCUAGUCUUCUUUCCACAUCUUGGACAUUUCCCCGGUGGAAAAAGGACAGUGUGACAGCCAUUUUAAGGAAAAAUGAGGAGGCAAAUGUGACGAUUCCUCUCCAGGCCUUUCCAAGGAAAGAGGUUUUGAGUCUUCACACUGUAAAUGGAUUUGUCUCUGAUUUCAGCACCCAUCACGUCUCAUCUCCCAUUGUUACAGCACCAAGGACAAAUCCCCUUCCUUCCGGAUCACCUCUACCUUCCAUACUCUCCAUACAAGCCACCCAGACUGUUUUCCCAUCUCUUGGCUUUUCCAACACCAAGCCAGAGGCUUCUGCAGCUGCUGUGGACCAUUCUGGGUUGCCAGCUUCAGCUUCCAAACAGGUGAGAGCAUCGCCCUCCUCCAUGGAUGUAUAUGAUUCCUCAACAAUAGGAGACAUGAAAAAACCAGCAACCACAGAUGUUUUCUGGAGUUCUCUUUCAGCAGAAACUGGAUCCCUUUCCACAGAAUCAAUAAUAUCUGGCUUGCAGCAGCAAACAAAUUAUGAUUUAAAUGGACACACAAUUAGCACCACAAGUUGGGAAACUCAUUUAGCUCCAACGGCUCCAACGGCUCCUCCCAGUGGUUUAACUUCAGCUGCCAAUGCCAUAAAAUCUCAGGAUUUCAAAGACACUGCUGCUGGGCAUUCAGUGACUGCAGAAGGGUUUAGCAUUCAGGAUCUAGUCCUCAGUACAAGCACUGAGCAGCCUGUGCAACAGUCAGACAUGACCGUGGUUGGAAGCCAUGUAGACCUCUGGCCCACGAGCAAUAACAACCAUUCCAUAGACUUCCAAACAGCUGAAGUUGCGUAUUACUCACCCACAACUCAACAUUCUGUGUCUCAACUACAGUUGCCCGACCAGCCAGCACAUCCUCUUUUGCUAACCUCGUCAAGACCAACUUCUACAGGUAGCUUGCAGGAAAUGCUUUCAGAUGGAACAGAUACAGGUUCUGAAAUUUCCAGGGACCUCAAUUCAUCACCUGAGAGAAAUGCUUCCACACCAUUCCAGAACAUCUUGAGCUAUCACUCUGCUGCUGAAUCUUCUAUUUCGACCAGUGUCUUUCCCAGGACUUCCUCCAGAGUGCUGCGGGCCUCUCAGCACCCCAAGAAAUGGACAGUGGACACAGUGUCAUCUAAGGUAGAGCCAACAGCAGCAGCUGCCGUCACAUUGUUUCUGAGGAAAUCAAGUCCACCUGCAUUGUCUGCAGCCCUGGUGGCUAAGGGCACCAGCAGCAGCCCUUUGGCCGUGGCCUCAGGACCAGCUAAGAGCAGUUCAGUGACUACUCUGGCUAAAAAUGGCACAAACAAGGCUGCAUCUGGCCCAAAGAGGACACCAGGGGCAGUCCAUACAGCCUUCCCGUUCACGCCAACCUACAUGUAUGCAAGAACAGGACAUACCACAAGCACACAUACAGCCAUGCAAGGAAACAUGGGCACUGCCUCUGGCCUGUUGUCUACAACUUACCUCCCCAGGAAACCACAAGCCAUGCACACUGGCCUCCCAAACCCCACCAACCCGGAGAUGCCCAGAGCAUCCACGCCACGCCCACUGACAGUCACGGCGGCACUGACAUCCAUUACAGCCUCGGUGAAGGCCACCCGGUUGCCACCGUUGCGAGCAGAAAACACGGAUGCUGCCCUUCCUGCCGCAUCGGCUGCAGUGGUCACUUCUGGCAAAAUGGCAUCCAACCUGGAGUGUCAGAUGUCCAGCAAGCUCCUGGUGAAGACAGUUCUCUUUCUCACCCAAAGGAGAACGCAGAUCAGUGAAUCCUUGAAGUUCAGUAUCGCCAAAGGGCUCACACAGGCAUUGCGGAAGGCUUUCCACCAGAACGAUGUCUCAGCUCACGUGGACAUUCUGGAAUAUUCUCAUAAUGUCACAGUUGGUUAUUAUGCUACCAAAGGGAGGUUGGUGUAUUUGCCUGCUGUGGUGAUGGAAAUGCUGGGUGUGUAUGGAGUCAGCAACGUCACUGCAGACCUGAAGCAACACACCCCAAACUUACAGUCUGUGGCAGUACUUGCCUCCCCAUGGAAUCCCCAGCCUGCAGGCUACUUCCAGCUAAAAACAGUGCUGCAGUUUGUGAGCCAAGCGGACAACAUACAGUCCUGCAAGUUUGCUCAGACAAUGGAACAGAGGCUGCAGAAAGCAUUCCAGGAUGCCGAGAGGAAAGUCCUGAAUACCAAAAGCAACUUGACAAUUCAGAUUGUGAGCACGUCCAAUGCCUCCCAGGCAGUCACCUUGGUGUACGUCGUGGGCAAUCAGAGCACAUUCCUCAACGGCACCGUUGCCAGCAGCCUCCUCAGCCAGCUCUCGGCUGAGCUGGUGGGAUUCUACCUCACCUAUCCGCCGCUCACCAUUGCUGAACCACUGGAAUAUCCCAACCUUGACAUAUCAGAAACAACCAGAGACUAUUGGGUAAUCACAGUGCUACAGGGUGUGGACAAUUCGCUGGUGGGCCUGCACAACCAGAGCUUUGCCCGGGUCAUGGAGCAGCGCCUGGCCCAGCUAUUCAUGAUGUCCCAGCAACAAGGCCGGCGGUUUAAACGGGCCACCACCCUGGGAAGCUACACCGUGCAGAUGGUGAAGAUGCAGCGUGUCCCAGGCCCGAAGGACCCAGCGGAGCUGACUUACUACACCCUGUACAACGGGAAGCCUUUGCUGGGGACCGCAGCUGCCAAGAUCCUGAGCACCAUUGAUUCCCAAAGGAUGGCCUUGACCCUGCAUCACGUUGUCCUUCUGCAAGCUGACCCCGUGGUGAAGAACCCUCCCAAUAACCUGUGGAUCAUCGCCGCAGUGCUGGCGCCCAUCGCCGUGGUCACCGUCAUCAUCAUCAUCAUCACUGCCGUGCUCUGCAGGAAGAACAAGAACGACUUCAAGCCCGACACCAUGAUAAACCUGCCGCAGAGAGCAAAGCCUGUGCAAGGCUUUGAUUAUGCCAAGCAACACCUGGGCCAGCAAGGGGCAGAUGAGGAGGUCAUCCCUGUGACUCAGGAGACGGUGGUCCUCCCACUGCCCAUUAGAGAUGCUCCUCAGGAAAGAGACGUCGCUCAGGAUGGAAGCACCAUCAAGACUGCCAAAUCCACUGAAACCAGGAAGAGCAGGUCGCCCAGUGAGAAUGGCUCUGUCAUCAGCAACGAAUCAGGAAAGCCCAGCUCAGGGAGACGCUCACCCCAGAAUGUAAUGGCACAGCAGAAAGUGACAAAGGAGGAGGCAAGGAAGAGAAAUGUGCCGGCGAGUGAUGAAGAGGGGGGAGCAGUUCUAUUUGACAACUCCAGCAAGGUGGCCGCUGAACCCUUUGACACAUCUUCUGGGUCUGUGCAGCUCAUUGCCAUAAAACCCACAGCCCUCCCCGUGGUGCCCCCCACCUCGGACAGGAGCCAGGAGUCAUCGGCAGUCCUCAACGGCGAGGUGAACAAAGCCCUGAAGCAGAAGUCAGACAUCGAGCACUAUCGGAACAAGCUGCGCCUCAAAGCCAAGAGGAAGGGAUAUUACGACUUCCCUGCAGUGGAGACGAGCAAGGGUCUGACCGAAAGAAAAAAGAUGUAUGAAAAAGCCCCAAAGGAAAUGGAGCAUGUUUUGGAUCCAGAUUCAGAACUCUGUGCUCCAUUCACCGAGUCUAAAAACAGGCAACAGAUGAAGAACUCUGUCUACCGAAGCCGGCAGUCUCUGAACAGCCCGAGUCCAGGGGAAACCGAGAUGGACCUUCUGGUGACUCGGGAGCGACCCCGGCGUGGAAUCCGCAACAGCGGAUAUGAUACUGAGCCUGAAAUCAUAGAGGAAACCAACAUUGACAGAGUUCAUGAGCCCCGGGGCUAUUCCAGGUCUCGGCAGGUGAAAGGCCACUCGGAGACCUCCACGCUGAGCUCCCAGCCAUCCAUCGACGAGGUCAGGCAGCAGAUGCAUAUGCUGUUGGAGGAGGCGUUCAGCCUGGCGUCCGCGGGCCACGCAGGCCAGAGCCGGCACCAAGAAGCCUACGGCUCAGCCCAGCACCUGCCCUACUCGGAGGUGGUGACCAGCGCUCCGGGGACCAUGACGCGGCCCAGGGCUGGGGUGCAGUGGGUGCCGACCUACCGCCCAGAAAUGUAUCAGUACAGCCUGCCCCGGCCGGCUUACAGGUUUUCCCAGCUUCCUGAGAUGGUCAUGGGCUCACCGCCUCCACCCGUACCUCCCCGGACUGGUCCUGUGGCUGUCGCUUCUCUCAGGCGAUCCACCUCAGACAUCGGCAGCAAGACCAGAAUGGCCGAGUCUGCAGGGCCCGAGCCGGCCCAGCUGCACGACAGCGCCUCCUUCACGCAGAUGUCCAGAGGCCCCGUGUCCGUGGCACAGUUGGAUCAGUCGGCUUUAAAUUACUCAGGUAAUACGGUGCCAGCGGUGUUCGCCAUCCCAGCUGCCAACAGACCUGGCUUCACCGGCUACUUCAUCCCGACGCCUCCCUCAUCCUAUAGGAACCAGGCCUGGAUGUCCUAUGCAGGAGAGAAUGAGCUCCCGAGCCAGUGGGCAGAUUCGGUGCCCCUCCCAGGGUACAUCGAGGCCUACCCCCGAUCACGGUACCCACAGAGCUCUCCCUCCAGGCUUCCUCGCCAGUACAGCCAGCCAGUCAACCUGCACCCCAGCCUGGAGCAGGCCCCGGCACCCUCCGCAGCAGCCUCGCAGCAGAGCCUGGCAGAAAAUGACCCAUCAGACGCUCCCCUGACCAACAUCUCCACUGCGGCCCUCGUGAAGGCCAUCCGGGAGGAGGUGGCCAAGCUGGCCAAAAAACAGACAGAUAUGUUUGAGUUCCAGGUCUAAUGCCUUAGCCCAUGGGACUCUGGACUUCUGAACUCUGAGGACACAGCCUUUGGGUUUCCCAUGCCUACAUGUUAGGACUUGAGACAUAGCAAUGGGUGAGUCUUUCUCACCCUCCGUUUCUGAAAAGGUGAACUAUGGGGCUUCUGGGAACAGGAAACUCUUGAACGACUAGAUUCUUGGCUCAUCCAACGGACUGUGGGUCAAGAAGUCCCUGCUUGGGGCCUUAUGUUUGGUAAUCUCUCACGUCAAAUGUUUGAACUGUGGCCGUAUUCCCUAUGGAAGCUUAGUCAUGAGAGGCACUAGCUAAUCUACAGAUUCCUAUCCAAUGCCACAUUUUAAUCAAUCACCGGAAGCGGGAGAACUUAGCUCUUAUCUUCGGUGACCUCUGCAUGUUAACUCUGUUUCUGCGUUAAAGGCAAUGCAGGAGUGUGGAUUAAGCACCAGACUGUAUUGUCAGUCAGCCAUGACCGUGAGCAUUAAAAUCAGUUUGUAAGGGAGACACUGACUCCAGCCAAGAAACCUGAGCCCCUUUUUUUUAGGUUCAUAUUCAAAGUCAAAUGAACUGGAUGAAAGUCAGUACUAAUGACUGUGCCUAUAAAUAGGCCUGACUCUUUGUUUCCCUCAUCCAUUAAACAAAGGCCAAGAAAGAGAGAAGAUGAGAGGGAAUGGUGGAUUUGUGUUGACAGAUUUUUUAAAAGGUGUUGCCAUUUUGGAAAUAAAAGUCCCCUACAAGUUAGGAUCUAACGGAAGGAGAAUCGGUGCUAAGAGCUUUUAGGAUCCUACAAAAGAAAUACGGUUAUUUGUGGAGGUUUUUCUUUGCCCUGCUUUGAAGGUGGCCUGAGAUGGAGCUUCUUUUUUUCUUGGGAUAAUAAAUACAUCAACUUUUACAAGAAAAUCUCUGUCUCUUCAACAAUGAUGUCCAGUGUGUGCUGCUGAGUGGUACAAAAGGAAAUAGUACUUGAUUCCUGUUAGGAACAGGAGUGGUAGAACCACAGUCUUCCCAGGCCACAGCCUCUGUUUAUAGAAGCUUCUGAAUGUAGAAAAGCUGUUGAAUUUCAUUUAAAUGUAAAUAACCUUUUAAAAAGCAUAUGGAGUUAGCCAGUUCCCCCUAGUUAAUGGACAUAGGAAGACGUUUGCUGAAAUGGCAGGGUGGCCACCUUGUGACCAUGACGUUGCAAGUCACCCUCCCUGGCAUGGCGAGUUGGCUUCCCGAGCUCUGGGUAGAGGACAUCGCCUCACAGCACUGAGGCACCAGCCGCCGCCUACCCAUCAAUGCAAGCAAAACAGUUACUGACUUUGUAUACCUGGGAGAUUGGAGACUCUGGUUCCCUCGCCAAGUGUGACAACCUGUGCAGUGUUGGGGGCUUACUUGGUGUGUGUUGGAGAAUGAGGUCCUGUCCUGCUUUCACCCAUGACCCAUCUAGCUUCAGCUGUAUCCAUUUUCUUCUGAGCCCAUCUUUCCAUUGUCCUCACGAGUUUCUUUGGUCUUUACUGAAAGAAGAUGGUAGAAAUUUAAAAGUUGAGAGAAGACUAGAAAUGGAACUGAUUAGAAGGGGAGGUUCAAACUGUCAAUGCAGAGACUUUUCAAAGAAGUUGUUUUUAUUUUCCAAUGGCAAAAAAUUGCCCUUUCUGGAAUGUUCAGAGACGAUGUGUCAUGGAACCUUCAAACAAGUCUCUUGUUCGGAUGAUAAUAGGUAGUGUCCUUUUAGUAUGCUGGUUGAUCUUUCAUAGUGUUAGUGUUUUGUUACUUAAAAAGGAAAUCAGCUAUAAAUAAAAUGUAUUUUUGUAAUUCCCGUGUGUAUAUAUGGUAUAUUUCUAUCAAUGGCCAGUUGUUGUAGUCCAAAACCUAAAUCAGUUUGCAAAACACUGUGGACAGUGUGAGAUUUUAUUGACAGGUUAACAUAAUGCCUACGUCUAUCUACAUAGGCAUUCAAUGCACUUGAAUGAACAAAGAGCCAAAGAAACUCAGCCUUUUCAUGCAAAUGGUAUGAGUCUGAUAAAAUCAGCUACAUUGUCCUGCUUUAUCAAUAAUAUUUCAUUAGUGCAAUGAUAUCAACCAGUACUUUGUCUAUUUGGUAAAUGCCUGGAAAUACUGUAUGUGAAAAUGACGUUUCAAGACCUUACUGUAAUUGAAAUAUAUGUAAAUGUUUCAGAAGACAGUGUCUGAAAUUUGGAUGUUUCAAUGACUUACAGAGACUGAGUCUACAGUUUGCAGAGCUAUGGCUCCAGAGUGCUAAGAGGAUGGAGUCACAAAUCACUGUGGUCUUUUACAGAGCCCCAGGAAAUAUUGAGUGAGUCAACUGAGAUGACUAAAAAGAUAGCAUGCUAAAUCAGCUACACUCUUAAACUAGACACCAGGGGUUUAACAAGUAGUAUUAAUAGAUGAGAGGAAAACCUUAAGUUGGAAAGAAAUCAGUCUGUUCACGUUUUCCCACUCAUGGGGAGACAGAGCCACCUGGUCAGAUUUUCUGUGACUGAGAGAGAUGUGGUCCUUUCCCUGAAGAAUCUCCUAACCCCACAGAGGUGACAGAUACCUGGACAGCUGACUCUAAGAGAUGGGCAAAAGUGCCUCAAAGAAUUGAAAUAGGGUUCCCAGAGAGCCCCGAGGAGGCAGCAAUGAACAAACACCGUGUUCAUCAGAACCCUCUAGACAGUCGCAGAAGCCACAGAGGACCUUGGUUGACCUCGGAGGAGGAAGCAGAAGUACCAAGAAGGGAAGUGACCAGCCCAAUGAUUCAGUCCCAACCUGCUGGUUCACCAGCCCGCUUGCUUUCCAUCUCACCAUGUGGCCUGCAGGCUUGUCAGUAACACAUUUCUUCAACUGUGCCUAGAGGUUUAAAAAAAAGAUAAGGGUCAUAUGAAGAACUCCAUAAUGUUCUUGCCAAGAAAAAAGAUGAUUGAGUAUAUAACGAACUUCAGAUACAGUGUAUAGAGGAUGAUGCAUUUGUGGCAUAAUAAACAGUUUUCAGUGCUAGUUUUGAUAUGAGUUUUCUGCAUUCAUGAAAAAGAAAUGCAUUUUGGCUUUUUCCAGAGAGUUCCAUUAAGGAAAUGGAGACCUCACCUGCUGUUCUAGACUGUGGGGGUGCAUUCCUGUCUGAGCACCAAGGAUCCCAACAGGCAGGCAGGGAGGCCCUUAACUUUGUGUCACUGUGAGGCAGCGGAGUCCAUGCUCUGCAUCAGGGGAGGGGACCCAGUGGUGCAGUAAAAGUCCAUUGUGUGGCGUGAGACCUAUGAUCUGAGGCUUGUGCAUAAUGAGACAGCAGCUGUUACCUGCAGAACAAGGAGUUUCCUCUUUCAGGGUAGAUUAUGUAAGAAUCAAUUCCCUGGUCCCGGGAGAAGUUUUAUUGUGAGUUUGUUAAUUUAAGAACUCAGCAGAAGGGCAUGUAAUGUCUGAGUAAUCUUGAUGGAAGAAAGGAAAUAGUUAGAUCUGUGAUUAAAAUGCACACAUACACACAUACACACACACACACACCCCCCUUUGGAGAGAGAAUGUAGAAUGGAGGAGGUGAGGAAUUUAACUAAUAGAAAUGCUUUUUCUAACAGGCAGAAAUUAGAGAAAUGGAUCAAAAGAUUUAAACAUUGAUUACAUAUAAACGAGUUUUUUUUUUUUCCUACAUAGCACACAGGUGCUCAACGUUUAAUGAAUAACAUAACAGAUACUGUCUUAAAAGUCUGAAAACAGGAUUUGUACUGAAUCCUAAAUUCCUCCUAUCACACACGAGAAAAUAAUUUGUAUUUUAUUUACAAACUACAUCCAAGUACUCUUAAGGAAAGAGUGUCAUUUAGCUUGGAGUAGGGACUGACUGGGGGUCUAAGUGUUGGAAAUUAAAUUCUGCCAUUCAGUCCAACCUCAAAUGUGUUCCAGGCAAGGAGCUUUGCAAGGACUAGAAAUCCAUUCACACUUGGUCAAGUGCAGGUGUUGGCUGAAAGAAUAGAGGGACAUUUCACAAACAGAACAGGGCUCCCCUACAGGAAAGGGAUGGAGACAGCUACCCUUGCCUUUACUCUCACGUUCUCUGUCCUCAUGGACUUUCUUCUCUGUUUCCCUCUGCCUAUCUGCCUGGUUCUCUUGCUUCUUCUGGCCAACCAGCUUUCUCAUUAGUGCAUAUGUAGCUGAAAAAUCCACUCCAGAACCCACUCCGCAAAACCUUUCCUUUUCAGUACCCACCACUCUGACUAGCAUCUCUGUGACCCCCUAAGGCAAAUUUUUGAGGAUCUGAUUGGUUUAGUUCAUCUGCCUAUGGGUGAGCCACCCCGGGGUCAGGUGCCUGUCCAAUCAGCUGUUACCAAGGAGGCAGGGUCAUGUCAUUUAAGCAUGGCCCCGUGGACUGACCCUUUCAGCAGGGACUUUUACUGGGGGUUGGUACCCAGAAGAAGGAGCGUGAGUGGGCAAGACCUCCGAAAAGAACCUCCUACACACUGGAACUGACUAGUACUCCUGGGAUGCCAUGCCACGCAGCAGCCAGCACUCGGAGAACAGUCCCCUGGAUGCUACCACAGAGAGAAAAGGGGCAUCUUCACUUGCACAUCAGGUGAGGGUGCACAUACUUGAAACUCUGCUAGACUGGCCAGAGCUGCCCCAGCCACUUCUCACCCCACCACCAGUUAUUGAUACAGCCGCUGGGUCUAAGAAGCAAUUUCUGACCAAGGCCCAGUUAGCACAAUGUCUUGCUCAGCAGACAAUAAAUACUUGUAAAUUGAAUUGCAUGAUCUUAGCUCAGGUGCUAUUAAGGUGGCUCAUGGCCACACACUUGCAUGGAUGAGAAAACCAAUGAGCCCCUCAACAGAGUCUUUUGAAACAAAAUUGGUUUCAAGUGAAACUUAAGUUAUUUUGACCUUCUGAAUAUAAGUUAGUGUCCUGAGAAUUGAAAGACCUCUUGAUUUCUUAGGUGAACGGUUACAGAAUCCUAGCCUGUGGUAAAUGCUAAAAUGUAAGGUGUUUCUGAAAAGGAAUAUGUAGGAAAUAUAAUUGUGCCACAAACACAUGACUUUAGAAGAUAUGCAGUUGCUCUGACUCUGCAGGUUUUAAAAAAAUGGGAAGUUUGUGAUAUGGCAGAAUCUGUCUCCACUGGUCAAACCAUACUUCAGUGAGAGCCAUUAUAAAUGAAAUCUAAAAAUUGAUCAUUUUCAUUCUCUGACCUUGGUCAGACUUUUGCAAAUUAUGGAGAGAGGCCAUCAACAUAUUUUACAUAAAUUAACUGUGGCCUCAUCUUAUUUCUCCUCAUUUCUUCCUUAUGCUUAAACACACACCUAUCUCACACACAAACUGAGUAGAGAAAAGAUUUGUACCAAACAGGAUCAGAGGCAUAUCAAUGGACUGGAAAUUGUGAAAAAGGUAUAAAUAUCCUAGACCUUGAUCAACUCACUUUAAACUGGUCUCUGAUUCCUCAUCUGUCAAAUGGGUAUAAGACCCUCUGUACUUCCCAUGGUGAUUUUGAGCAGCAUGUGCAUAAUGUAUCUGAAAACAGUUUGACAAGCACUUGAAGGCAUUUUUACUAAAUUAUUAGUUUUGUAAUUCAGUUUUAUCCAGGAAAAUACUUUAUCUCCUCCGAUCUGCUGAAUUAAUUUAUAUAGUCACAUGUUCCAUGACACAACGUUUUACCAAGGAAAAAUGAAGAAAUUCCUAAAUUUGAAAUAGCCCACAAGAUCUAGCGUCAUCUGGAGUUGCUGUUAUUGUCGUUGUUGUCUAUGAUUUGGAGGAUAUGUAAGUACUCGUACAUGUGCUUUAACUCUGGGUGAAAAAUCCCGACCAGUGAGUCUUUAAAACCAUAUUAGACACAUUGGGCAAAGUACUGAGCAGAAGCUUUGAAUGUAGCUGUUGUUAUUUUAAUGCUUUGCUUUCUAAUGAACUUUGUAUGUCCUUAGCCUCUGCCGGGAACAGAGUGUUCAUAUGCUGUUAGAAUUUUUUAUUGUAAAAUAAAAUGACAAAGGCUUUCAUACCCCAAAA